UCACAAAUACAACAUGUCUGCCAUUUGAUCAAGUUGAGCUCAGUAUAAAAAUUAUUAAAUAAGAAACAGGAGCCACAGUUACCAAAAGAACAUCAGAUGUAUCGAGUUCAUGCCAAAUUCUUCCGCGACUAAUGUUAACGCGGAAUUCGUUUACACAAAGUUCGUGAAUAGAUGAUAUAAAGCGCGUGUGUUUAGUUAGUCAGUGAUACCGUAGCUAAGGAGAUCGGAAUGGUUUAUCGCAUAGUACAGAAAAAUUUCCUGUCGGUGUUCGACGUUACUACUACGAUGCUGGUCAAGUUAAUAUGUUUAUUGGUGCUGGUGUGGUCAGUGCAGGGCUUACAGCUGGACAACCAGGCGUCCACGAGGAGGCCGAGGGUCACCAAGUACAGCAAGACUACCAUCGCGCCUGGAGGAUCAACGGAAGCAGUAACAGAGAGGAGCCUGAACACGGCGACGUACCGCCUGCUGGGCAGGGACGGGGAGACGUGCAUCCUACUGAUGGUGGACGCGCUCCUCGACAUAUCAUACGUCACCAAACUUAACGAGAGAACUGAUGCGAACACGUUCGUCCCGAACAACGCCAACGUGGCCGGAGCGUGUAAGGAGAGCGAUGCAGAGACACUCCUGCUCACCUUCAAGGACUUCGCUCUAGAAUUCUCAUUUUCUAAAACACCAGGAGGAGAGCGUUGGUACGCGGACAGUCUUCGCCUAACUUACAACUCGAGCGCUCGGAUCCUCGAACAUGCAGCCAACCAGGGCCGGAAGGUCACGCUCAGCACAGACUCCAGGGAGCUCCUGUUCCCCACUCCAGUUGGCAAGUCCUACACAUGUCCUGAAGAAACCAUCAUUGAGUUGGCGGAGCAAGAUGCCAAUCCCGCUACAGCACACCGCGCCAAACUGUACCUUCGUGAGAUGCGGCUGCAGGCUUUCAUGUACAAGCGGGGCGGGGAGUUCGGUCCGUCGUGGGCAUGCGCCCGGGCAGCGCGCGCCCGCGCCGAGUCCGCGCCCGUGGCCGUCGGCGCCGCACUAGCGCUCGCCACCGCCGCCACACUCUGCGCAUACGCCGCCUGGCGCUACCUCAAGGUCAAGAAGGUAAACUUCUUUACACUUAAAUGAAAGUGUAUUUCUAUAAAAUUCUAUCUUCUAUCUCUAAUUCUCUAUUUCUUUUUUAUUUUCGAAUCUAAUGAUUAUUCUUCUAUGUUCUUUUAUUCUUUUUACGAGAAGAAAAUGAGUUUUUCUUUCCUAAAGAAAUGAUAUUUGUAAGAAAGGAGUUUUUUAUCGUAGGUCGUUGAUAUAGUGAGAUCUAUUAAGAUUGUUCUGAAUGCCAAGUGGUUUGUCUUAGUACGGUAGACCAAAAUGUUGUUAUGUGUAAGAACUAAGAAUCAAGUGAGAUUUAUAAAUGAUAUUAUGCUAUGUUCACACUUGUGGGUAUAUUUAGGGCAUCUUUGUAUUAAGCUCACCUGUAAAAUGUCCUUUAAAAUCUUAAUAAGGGCAGAAAGACACUGAUAAUUAUCUACAUCUAUUUUUAAUGGGAAAAUUAAUACAUGAGGUAAACAAUUUUUUGGUACACCUUGAGUCUAUUACAGGAACGGGACUUAACAUAUCAUUUGAAGGAUAUUUUCCUUUAUAUUACCUUUUAUAACAAUUAAAAUAUUACAAAUGAUAUCUAAAAUACAUAUCUAUCAAUGUCCUAAAUAUAUCCACAAGUGUAUGCUACGAAACUAUUAUAAAAUACGUUUUUAUAAUAAUAUUCUAGAAUCGUAGAGGGAAAGCGGCAUCUGCUUGUCAAUUUGACAUUUUUGGAAUUAGCUAGCGAUUGAAAAAAUGUUGUUGGAGAUUUUUAAAAGUCAGCGAAAAUAUGUCUAUUAUUACUAUAAUUAUAAAAAUAUUGAAACAGAAAUGAAAUACAUUAUAAUACAUAUCUUUUUUGAGGUUCAGAAUUUAUUAUGGAAACGUAAAGAAGAGCGUGAAAAAAAUAACUUUGAAUGAAAGUUAGUGAUGUGCAUCACAUGUCGAUAAAAUGCUCGAUAUGUCAACUUUAGAAUAGUUACAGUAUAAAUAAAAAUAUUAAUCAAAUUACUGUUUUAUAUUUAUAUGUAUGUUCAAGGAUUCUCAAAUAAUCAGAAUAUAAUACUGAAGUUGGAAUCUAUAAAGCGUUUUUGGUGUAUUAGUGAUAUGUCACUGUCACUGUCAGUUUGCUGUCAAAAUACGAAUGUACAACAAAAACGGUUCAGUUGCCAUUACAAAAAAAGAGGAUAUUAUAUAUUCGCUUUAUAGAUCUCACGUUCAGUGAUUGUUUAAAGUUUAAUGAUGUUGUUGAUGGUUGAUAUAAUGUAAAAAUGUAUUUAAUCCCCAUGUAACCCCAAAUAACCUAAAUAAGAUAGUUUUAUGAGAUGUAUAACUUGGUUUUAAAGAGAAAAUUGGCUUACAUAUAAUUUGAAAUAUUGUUAGAAAAUAGUAUAGUGUAAUAAUUUUAUUAUGGGUGUAGCCAAUGUUACUGCAAUUUAAAUAAGAAGUAAGAAUCAUUGUCAAACCAAAACAUUUUAAGGCCAGACUCUUUAAAAAUCUAGCCAAGUAACAAAAAUAUGGAUUCUUGCGUAUUAUUUUUCCGGUGUUCGAAUUUUAAUUUUAGAUAGGUUCAAUGUAUUUAAAAAUCAGUCAUAAAUUUAUUGUUCACAAUUAAUUUCCAAAAGAAAUAAAGAUAUUUUAUGCUUAUUUUAUUUGGGAAACAAACAGAUAUUAUCUAACAACUAAUUAAUUAUAAAAACAUAGCCAAAGCUUAAUUCAAAACAGUUUCACACUUAAAUUCGCGUAAAAAUUAAAAUACGUAAUCUUGGCUACACUCAUAGAUCACGCAUUAAGUUAAAGAGAACUCGAAUUAUUUAAUCAUAUAAUCAUAGUUAAUCGAUCAUUACUCAUAAAUACAUAUCAAAGGAUAAUAAAAUAUAAUUUUUAAUUAAAAUUAUCAUUGUAAUUAUAAAGGAUAUAUUAAUUUGUGAUUGUUUGCGGUGUAGUGUUUACUACAUUCGUUAUUACGUGUACAAGCAAUAAAACGUUUUUAUUGAAUGCCGUCGGUACGACAAUGUGGCUGAUUAGGUGUUGUAUUUGUGUGCAAAACUUGGUAUCGCCUAGUGUUCUUAUAGUUUUAAGUAAUUAACAUUUAAGUGGACAUUGUAUAGAUACAAUUUAUAUUAAUUUCUAGUUCGUAAAGUAUCUUUUGUGUAUAUUUUACUGCUGUACGCGAUUUUUAAUAUAUUUACAUUUGUUUAGAGUAUAAAAUAGCGUUUUUUAUAAAAACUGUGUUUUCGUAUGUUUUCGAUAUUAUAUUAUUGUUAAAUCCAUUGUCAAAUCUACCUCUACAAUCUUCCAAACUACAUAUUUUGUAUUAUUUUUCUAAACUUUAAUUUUACUACAGCUUGCAUAGAAUAGGCGUAACCUAUAUUUUAAAGAUAUACCUUUUAGCAUUUAAGUUUGUAUAGGGAAUACAUAUUUUAGAGUAAUGAAUGAUAUUUUUAUUAAAGGUAUUAUAAUCUCUGACACUAGUACCAAGUUUUGCUAGUUUAGAUUUGCUGUGUGUUACGCUUCAUGUGAAAGUCAAAUGACUUUAUAUUAUUUACACUAAAUACUCAUCAAUUAAUUACACAUAUCUUUUAUUGAUAAACUAAGUUAAAUGUGGACAUACGUUUGUGAUCAUUGUUGUAUCAUAAGUUAUAAUUUGUAUGGAGUUAGGGCUAGAUCUAAGUUAGGUUUAUAGUCCCUUGAUCGCUUAGCUGUACAUAGCCUUCGUUUGACAUCGGCUCCUUGCUUUGUUUUCGUAUAUUUAAAUUUUUCGAUAUAUUUAUUACAUUACAAUAGCUUUUCUCAUUCUAUUGUAUGUACAUAUUUCUUGACUAAGUAAGCCACUUUUCGAAUUUUACCAUUUGGACUAGCACUGUUUCUCUUCAACGUUUUUACUCUUAAUAGAGCUCGACUUGAGAUCGAUUUGGGCUUGAAGAGGCACUGACAUAAGUAAAAGUGGGUUCCUAAUUGUUUUUAUAUGCACAGCAAACUGCUAAUCCCUUUAAACUGACAUGAGAGAUUAUUUUUCGCACAAAACGAUAAUUUAACGCAAGAUUUCGGGAUUAAAGACGGGUUUUACCAUAGUUUAGUCGGGCUCUAACUAUCUUAUAAAGAAUUAUAAAUUUAAAAAUUCAUUUUAAGAAUUCUGAUGUUUCUGAAAACUUUUUCUACUAGAUGAGAAAUGAGAAAAAAUAAUAAUUAAAUAAAAUAUAUAAUUCUAUUUUCCUAAUAUUUUGUAUUGUACUCCCGUAGAAUUUUUUUCCUCAAUAGUUUGGUAGCAUUACGUACAUAUCGGUGCGUUUGUAUUAAUGAUAUUGUACUAAAAUAUUAAAAGCCAUACGAUUUGUCUUCCAGUAACUGAUCUAUUAUAUCAAUAGCGAGUAUUGUAGCUUAUUAUAUACAUAAUUAUGAAUAUAACGCAAAGGUGGUGAUGUUACGGGUUUAAAAUUAUAUAUUGUCCUCCCCUCCACAUAUUUUUGAAGGUUUAAAACCUAUAAGAAUGAUGUUACAAAUCUAUUUACCCUGUAAACUUAAUUGUGCUAAUAACGUAUUCAGAUAAAAUUAUGGAAAUGUCAAGUAAAACCGUAAUAGACACCACUGAUUAGUAUUUAAGUGACAUAUCUCAAAAUUAUUGUAACUUAGUGCGUUCAUUUAUUGAAUUGUCUUUAUGAAUAAAUGACGACAAAAUA
Spodoptera frugiperda (fall armyworm) is the source of this 4748-nucleotide messenger RNA. RefSeq lists its product as uncharacterized. The transcript is spliced from 7 exons. Gene Ontology annotation, cellular component: membrane. NCBI's taxonomy places the organism in Eukaryota, Metazoa, Arthropoda, Insecta, Lepidoptera, Noctuidae. Bases 229 to 1116 code for a protein of 295 amino acids. The record is from RefSeq and is a predicted model, not a curated record.